AUGGCGCUUCAGCGUCACCAAGGCCCUCAGCCUGGCAACCCAGCAGGUCUUGGCCGACACAGGCAGACAUCUCUCUGCAGAGACACGGGAGGCCGCCUCCUCAACCCGUGGCCUGACAGCUCGCAAGGGCUAGAGCAGCUCAACCGCAAGUUCAGAACCUACACUCUGUCCAAUGGCAAUGUCUCUUUGCUGGAGGGCCUCGCACUGUACCCAUCCUUUCCUUUUACGGAUAUCGCCAGUGCGGAGCAGUUUGGUGCCUAUAGACCGUCGUCCAAGGCCUACUUGGGCGCCGCAGAGCGAUUUGGGGUUGACCCCAGAGAAUACACCCUGGAGGCAUCACACUUGUAUGACCUCAAAGCGGCCAAGGCGCUGGGCUUCCAGACUGUCUUUGUCGGACGGCCAGUGGAGGAGCCCUUGGUGCCUGUGCAUACGGCUGAAGUGGAACAAGAACAGUAUGUUGACAUGGAGGUCGGCCGGGGCAUAGAUGGGCUCCUGGAGAUUGCUAGGCGGUUUGGAAUUCGAGUCCAAUAA
This is a messenger RNA of Monascus purpureus, 531 nucleotides long. NCBI's taxonomy places the organism in Eukaryota, Fungi, Ascomycota, Eurotiomycetes, Eurotiales, Aspergillaceae. The record is from the annotation of a GenBank genome assembly.